Molecule: messenger RNA, 1068 nt
Organism: Gigantopelta aegis
Lineage: Eukaryota; Metazoa; Mollusca; Gastropoda; Neomphalida; Peltospiridae
Product: slit homolog 1 protein-like
Exons: 2
Coding region: 6-992 (328 amino acids)
Cellular component (GO): extracellular matrix
Source: RefSeq, a predicted model, not a curated record
GGAACAUGGAGGUUCUCAAGUGUCAGAGUGCGUUCACUGUUGUGGUCUUCCUCCUGACACUGUCGCCACACACUGUCAGCUGUCUUCCCGAAGGAUGCGUUCAGACUGGGAAUGACCUCGCCUGUCCAAAUCUGCAGUCGUUUCCUCGUCCAUUCGCAUCAGACGCCACGUCGCUCAACAUCUACAACGCCAACCUGAAGGACAUCCCUGCAGCAGCCUUCAGAGACAUGCCAAACAUUGAAGUCAUCAGCAUCUCCAACACUCAGAUUGGCACCAUCAAAGGCUGCGCGUUCGGAGCGAAGACCAACAUGAAAACGUUGACCCUAUACAGCUGCGUGAUCGGAACUGUGGAGAGCUAUGCUUUCUGUAACAUCACCGGCCAGAGGGAGAGCAGUAUGUCCUUAUACCUGACCACCAUCAAAACCAUCCAGCCGCACGCCUUCAGCAACGUCAAGGGCUUCAACCAGCUGUCGAUCUACAGCAUCAACAUCACCAGCAUAGAGUCCUACGCGUUUGAUAACCUAGAGCUGAGGACUUCAUUCUCGCUGUACCUUGCAAACAUCGAUUCGAUCAGCGCUGGAGCUUUUCAGGACAUCAAAUCCGUCAUCAGCAUCUACAGCAGUAACAUCUCCGCGGUCGGCUGCUACACCUUCGACAAGCUGCACGACUACGACCAUUCUUUCCAACUGCGGUCCUUGAGAUUCAACUGCGACUGCAGCUUCGCCUGGCUACUCAAAUAUCUGAAGAGCACCCCAAAGUUCCAGACAAAAGACGUGACGUGUUUCGCGCCAGCGAGUCUUCAGAAUUCGACCUUCACUAAUCUGACGGUGGAGCAGCUGUGUCCCGGAAGUUCGCCAUCAAUGUGCGAUGCAAGUGGGGUCAAGCCACCGGUAGUGACGGAUAUUCGGUGCGGGACUACUGUACUAGCAGGAAGUACAACGAAUAUGGUGUGUCUGAUGUUGUUGUUUAUUUACAAGCAAGAACUUUUUUAAAGUGUUAGUUUCUUUUGUGGUUGGUUUUUUUGUGGGGAGGGGGUUUUGUGCUUGUUUUUUGUUUUUUGUUUUUUUU